AUUUUAUCAUCUGAAUCAAGUUUAUAUAUCUACAAUAUCUGCACAAAUGGAAUUGGGGGACAAGGCAGUAGGCUUUAUUUUAACCUUGACAAGUCUAUCCAUCUUUACAUACUAUACUUUCUGGGUCAUCAUCCUGCCAUUUGUUGACAGUGAUCACUUCGCCCACAAGUACUUUCUGCCUCAAGAGUAUGCUAUUUUGAUCCCAGUGCUUGUCGGCGUGAUUGUCCUAUCUUUCUUAAGCGUGUUCGUGGGUCUUGUUAUGCUCAAGUCAAAGAAAAAGAAGAAGACCACUUGAUUGAAUUUAACCAUAUUUGUUAUUUGAUUACGAUUGCAAGCUCUAUACAAGAAAGCAGUUUUCUCAUAUGAUUCCGUUCUAUGUAGUGGUUUUUGCAUGUAAGUCGUAGUUUCAGCUUUAUUAUUAUUAUUAUUAUUAUU
Molecule: messenger RNA, 435 nt
Organism: Oryza sativa Japonica Group (Japanese rice)
Lineage: Eukaryota; Viridiplantae; Streptophyta; Magnoliopsida; Poales; Poaceae
Product: dolichol-phosphate mannose synthase subunit 2
Biological process (GO): GPI anchor biosynthetic process
Cellular component (GO): endoplasmic reticulum membrane; dolichol-phosphate-mannose synthase complex
Molecular function (GO): enzyme regulator activity
Source: RefSeq, a predicted model, not a curated record